This is a messenger RNA of Kogia breviceps (pygmy sperm whale), 1662 nucleotides long. The record is from RefSeq and is a predicted model, not a curated record. NCBI's taxonomy places the organism in Eukaryota, Metazoa, Chordata, Mammalia, Artiodactyla, Physeteridae.
AUGGGCGAGCGGCAGGGAGGACCAGGGGGCGCGCUGGAGGUGGAGGGUCAUUCCUGCCGGCAUGUGUACUUCUUGGGCGACCCUGCGCCGGGACUGAGGUGGUGGCUGCUCUUGGCUCACCUUGAAGGGGCUCGGAGACCCCCACUGAUAGCGCCCGGUGCCCAGCCCCGUGGGGAGGGGCUGCAGGAGGGCUCAAAGCUGGUGGGGGGUGCAGAGGGCACUGAGGACUGUGAUCCAACCCCUGGCGAUGUGAGACCCAUCAGCGAUGUGGCAGAAGAGGCUGGGACUGAGAAGGGGCUGCAGAACCGGGGGAGGGCUUCUGGCCGGAGGUGCCUCUUACUGGCCAAGUGGUGGCCCGCGUCCCGACAGCGCUUCCCGGCCUGGGGCCACAGCCCGAGCGUGUCCGCGCAGGGGCCGCCCAUCCUGCUGGGCUUCCCGGGGCCGCGGGGCCUGCAUGUCGGGCUCCUCCUACUCUUCCUGGUCGUGCACGUGCUCAUGGAGGCCGGGAACCUGGCCAUCAUCUCCGUGGCCGGAGCGCACCAGCGCCUGCAGACGCCCAUGUACUUCUUCCUCUGCACCCUCUCCCUUCUGGAGCUCUGGGUCACCGCGGCCUGCGUGCCCAUGACCCUGGCCGCCUUCGCCUUGCGGAGCGGAGCCGUCUCCUUCGCGGGCUGCGCCGUGCAGAUGUACUUCGUCUUCUCGCUGGGCUGCACUGGGUGCUUCCUGCUGGCCGCGAUGGCCUACGACCGCUACCUGGCCAUCUGCCUGCCGCUGUGCUACAGCAGCAUCGUGGCGCCCUGCCCCUCCGCCCGCCCGGCCCCGGGCUCCUGGCUCUGCGGCUUCUCGACCGUCACCGUGCCCGCUGCCUCAUGGCCUCGGCUCUCUUUCUGCAGCUCGCACAUCGUCAACCACUUCUGCUGCGACGUCGCAUCCUGGGUCGUGCUGUCCUGCAGCGACACGCGGGCAGUGGAGCCGGCGUCCUUUAGCAUCGCCUUCUGCCUCGUCCCGGGCUCCUGCGUCAUCACGCUGUCUCACGCUGCCUGCAUCGGCGUCAGGAUCCCCUUGGCCCAGGGCCGGCAGCAGGCCUCCUCCACCAGCUCGUCCCACUUCGCGGCGGCCCUCAUCUGGUACGGCUCUACCACCUUCCCGCGUGGGAGGGCCUUGGCGGGGAGCUCGCUGGACCUGACCAAGGCCCUCACUGUGCUGAGCGCCAUCGCCCCGGUGCUGAACCCCUUCAUCUACGCCCUGAGGAACAAGGAUGUCGACGCUCUGCAGAGGUGGUUGCGGGGGGAAGCGAGCCCCUGCGGGCCACUCUGCGUGGCUGAAAGUAGCACCCUGAAAUCACCGUGGCCCUCCUCUCUCGCUGGGACCGACUCCACCCUCUUCCCUCCAGGCAUCCAUGCCCCGCUGGCUCGCUCUGGACAGGUCCUGUGGCCCCAGCACCUUGGAGACCCCGCUGUGUGGCAGGCCCUGGUCAAGCUGCACCUGCUGUUCCAGGGCUGCGUCUCUGUUCCCCCACCCCCUCCCCGUGGAUGGUGGAGAGACCUUCCCUCCCAGACAGACUCUCCAGCCGCCCAGCACCCGCCCCUGGUGCAGUGCACAGUCCUGUCUGGCUUGGAUGGCACGGCCCUCACUCAUUCCUCGCACCUGAACCCCACGUGA